GGCCCCAUCAUGACGGCCCAGCAAACUGCAAUUUCUUUUGAGCGGACAGAGAAUUUCUCAGCAUAGAGGAACGAGCCCAAUCCCGAUUCCUACUCGGCGGGAGCGGGAGGAAGCGCCGGCGAUGGCGACCCCGGCGAAGGAGGAGGCGGCGGCAGGGCAGAGAGACGAGCUUACCGACUCGCUGUCCGAGCUCUUCACCAACGUCUCCCUCAUGGUCCGCGGCGAGCUCCAGGGAACCAACAACCAGCUCUCACUGCUUGAAAAGAUGAAUCAACGCGUGACAGAGGAAUACAGUAACUACGGAGAUGUUGCAUCCGGUCUGCGGGUCUUUGUAGAACAGCUGAAUGAGAAAAACCAACGGUUUGACGAGUACACAACGCAGAUCGACGCGAUAGACCAGCAGGUGAGUGAGUUUGAGGCAGUGGUGUCCAUGCUUGAUAAGCAUGUCUCCAUGUUGGAAAAGAAAGUGAAGUCCGCAUAUCACAUUGCUCCUACACAAUGAUUCAUCUCCAAGGAUCCCAUCAUCUUCUGUUCUCUUCACAUUGAGCAUAUCUCUAGUAGCUAAACACGUUUGGAUGGGGAAACUUACACUCUGGCCCUAAUGGUUCCACCAUUGUUGUACUUGUAGUCUUGUAGUGCAACUGCAUGGACGAGUUGCGGUGUUCCUUCCAGGCACUUGUAUAAUACAGUACUACUACUUGCUAUUAUGGAGACAAAUAGACAGCACCAUAAGAUUUCUCC
This is a messenger RNA of Triticum aestivum (bread wheat), 741 nucleotides long. Its product is annotated as biogenesis of lysosome-related organelles complex 1 subunit 2. NCBI's taxonomy places the organism in Eukaryota, Viridiplantae, Streptophyta, Magnoliopsida, Poales, Poaceae. The record is from RefSeq and is a predicted model, not a curated record. The transcript has 2 exons. The coding region runs from base 122 to 502 and encodes 126 amino acids.